Messenger RNA from Cydia splendana, 4081 nucleotides. RefSeq lists its product as uncharacterized. The transcript has 14 exons. The record is from RefSeq and is a predicted model, not a curated record. Lineage: Eukaryota; Metazoa; Arthropoda; Insecta; Lepidoptera; Tortricidae. Bases 44 to 4081 code for a protein of 1345 amino acids.
AUUUCGCAAAGGUUUCAUUUAAAAAUUCCUUUUACCAGUCGUCAUGAUGCGGCGUGUAACUCUGCUACUGUCUGGUGUACCUCAAAAUGUAACUCUUACGGAACUAAGUUACAACUUAGAUUGUUUAUUUAACACAGAUGAGAUUGGGACGUUUAAGAUACGCGAUUUACCUAAUCACCCUCAAACCAACAAGCGGCAAAUAGCUCUAGACUUUUUAUCAAGUUUUGAUGCUAUGGUCGCACAAGAAAAGUUAGACAGUUAUAACUACACAAUGAAAGACGGCCGGCAGUACACACUGCGGGCUAAAAUCAAUAAAACUGAGGAAUAUCAGUGCAAGAAUUCCAACAGUCCAGAACAAUGUGGCAGUUCUAUCUGGUAUGGAGCGAACUGGCAGAGUUUGGCGUUUCUACCCAAUAUGGAUGGAGAAAUGUACCAUAGAGCUAAUGCUCGACUUGAUGCCCAACUUGAUUUGUUGAAAAAACAGAAGCUAGUAAUAGAAAAAGAGAAAGAAAUACUAAGAGAGAAAAGAAGACUGAAGCGGGAGUAUGGUAGUAUGCCUGCAUGUGAUGAAAGUGAAGCGUCAUCUUCCAAACGCUCGCGUUCCCGAUCGCGGGACCGUCGCUCCAGCUCUAGGCACAGGUCGAGGUCACGAGAGAGAGUUCACCAUGAUUCAAGACGAAGAUCAUCUAAAGACCGCGAAUUAAUAUUACUACAAAUCGAGUGGCACGACGAAGGGCGAGCAAAAAUACGUGAUCAUAGGUCACGCUCCAAACAUAGGUCAAAGUCAUAUGAAAAGCGUGCCAGAGAUCAAAAAUCCGGCUCAAGAGAGCAUGAAGACCCAGGCUCUCGAAAAAGGUCUAGACAGAGGUCAAGGUCAAAAGAGAGUCAGGACGAUAGUGGAUCUUCCCGAGACAGAAUUUAUAGAGACCGAAGAUCUAGAUCAAGAGAGUCUGUUCACAGAGAAAGCUCGAAAGAACAAAUGACGCGGUCAUACGGAGGGCGUUACAAAAAUAAGAGAUCCUCACGGGAGAGAAAUUAUAGAGACCUACGAUCUACGUCAAAAGAACGAAGGGCAUCGAGAGAUGGGAGGUCACGAUCGAAAGAGCGGUGGUCAAGGUCAGACGAACGCGGCCAUGCGUACCGGAGGUCUUGUUCGAGGGAAAGAGCUUAUAGAAACCUAAGGUCUACAUCGAGAGAACGAUAUUAUAGAACGCAAAGGUCUAGAUCUAAAGAGCCAACGAGAUGGUCAAGAGAAAGACGGUCACGUUCAAGAGAACGCAUGAUGAGUUCCCACGAAGGACGAUCAACGUACCGACGAUCAAAAUCACGGGAUCGGAAUACUCAUAUCAGUGACCGAAGUACUCGUAUAAUUACAGAUUGGCAUCCCAGAAGGUCAAGGUCAUGUGAAAGAAGACCUAACCUGCCACUAGCUAUAAUGCCUGGGAGCCCUAAACGGCUUAAGUCACCAAUUGGGAUUACAAUAGUUUCAUAUGAGGAAGAUUAUACACCAAUAGAUAAUAUGAAAAGUAAAACUGGUGUUCAGUUUGAUAAAGAAUUUAUAAAAGUAGAAAAUGAAGGCGAAAAUACAGUUCAGGGAGAAGCUACACUUGCAAACAGAAACAAAACAUGUAAUAUUAUGAAAGAUAAAAAACAGAAAAACAAGGAAGAAAAAAGGAUAGCUAAAUUCAAUAGUAAAGUAAAAAAGGCAGAGAUGUUAGAAGGUAAAGUUAAAGAAUUUGCCAAAGAUGUUAUGGUCCUACUCAUCAUAUUACUUGAAGAAUUGAUGAAUAAGGAUAAAUUUAGAUUAUCAGCCUUUAACAAAGUGCUAUUGAUAAAAAAGCUAGAAAAAGUAGUGGAAGAAAGAAUCGAACCGCUAGCGAGGUCGAAAAAGAGCACAGAUGUUGAAGUGCUGAGGAAAUAUAAGAAGCUAUAUCCGAGGGAAGUUGAUUCACUGUUGAUCAAACAAAUGCUGGAUAAGAUUCCUAAAAUACAAGUGCUGGAACCUCAAUCGACUGCUACUGUUACGUCCGAACAUUUGGUGCCACAUACGCUGGAUCCCGUAAUCUGGAGAAUGGAAGAUGUAGAAGAGCAACAAGACCACAGGAAUAAUUCGACACUGUCCGAAAAUGAAAUACCAAUAAACGAUAACUUAUCACACAUCAAUCAAGAACAUAACAUAAUUGAUUUAGACAGUGAAACAUCUUUACCAAUAAUUAAAAAAGAAAAGAUUGAGGUCGAGGAAAGACCUGUAACUAUCGAUAUAGACAGCACCGAAAAACCGGUGCCAAGGCAUCCUCAGUUUGUUGUCGUCAUCAAAUGCCUCGUUAAGAAAAUGAACAAAGUGGGACUUCGUCAACUUUUGCAUAAAAAUAAUUUAAAAGUUAAACAUUUUUAUUUGGCACUGAGGCAUAUUUUGAGACAUAUGUUGAAAGGUCAAGGAUACGUACCCAGAUUAGAGAUUAUUUCUAAAUUCCGAGAAGUGUACCCAUUGGAGAAAGAUGAGGAAUUCGUGAAAAAUGUCAUCAAAAACAUUAAAGAUGGAAAGUAUCCUGGAUGUAUGGACGUAGUUGAAGUCGUGAUAGAUAGUGAUAAUGACAUCAAUGACAGUCCAGAUGAAGUGGUUAUCAUAGAAAAACCUCAAGUUCUUGUUACUGUGCCAGAUAGCGAUGAUGAAGAGGAUAAGAAGCCAAUAAUUAAAGUAACUAAUCUUGAAUGUGGCCCUGCACGAGAUAUGCCUUCACUUAGUCCAGAAAAUCCUGGUUCAAACGUGCGGACGGUAGAUUCCCCUACGCCUACACCUGGGCCAAGCCAAGCCACUGUUGUUGCAAAUCCUGACCAAGCCGUCAUCAGCCCAGUCAAUGGCAACAUAGACAAGCCAGCUCAAGAUACGCCUAGUGCAGUCAAUUCUAGUCUAGCCGAAGUAAUUUCUCCCUGCCAUGCUCAAGCCAUGAGAGACGCAACCAAUCUUGGUCUGGACACGACGGGCCCUGCAAAACUCGGUCCAACUAAACAACUGGCCAAGAAGGAACCGAAAAAGACCACGACCGCCGUGGACGCGGAUAUGCACAUCAAAGAAAGUAAAUAUAUAAUUGAGUACAUUUUAUUUAUGGAAAGCAAGCUAUUGUGCAAAAUCCUAGCCCGUUACAACAUUAAAGACAAAAGAGCCGAUUUCUUUCGUAAUGCUGAAAUAAGAAUUAGAUCCAGAGUAAAAACCAUCUUGUUGGAAAACCCUUGUAAAGAAGCUCGACAUUCUCCCGAGCCCAGUGACAAGGACAACACAAUUCAAUCUGGCACAGCAAGCGCAACAGAUAAUGAAGUAAUAGACAGUCAACAUUGCGCUGAAAGGAUUGAGGAAAGGAUGAGUCAAACACCUAACGAUUACUCUAAAGAUAACCAGAUAGAAAUCAGCAAUAUAACAGAUUAUGAUAGCAAUAAAUUAAAAGACGAAGCAGUUCAAGACAAUCUCAAUACAAAAGAAAAUAAAGAAGACACCAGCAGCAAUAAAUUAGACGUUUCCGUACAAGACAACUUCAAUUCAAAAGAUAAUAACGAAGAAAACGACAGCAAUAAUCUAAAAGUUACAGCGAUUACUAUUGUGACAUCUAUAGAUGAUCUGCUGGCUAAAACUACUAAUGCCAAUAAUUCAGAAGAAGUCCCAGUCCACGACAUUAAAGAAGAAUUGGAAUAUGAGGAAGAUAGACCUGAUAAUUCUUCUCUGCAGCUUGUGCUAGAUGGUGGUCCUGUAGUAACAUCUAUUACUAUAAUGACGUCAGAUGCCGAGUUAUAUUCAAUAGGCCAAGAUGGUCAUAAAAAAGUUAACGAAAUUAAGAAUGAAGAAGACGCAGACGAAAACUUACUUAAUGAGAUUGAAAGAGACAUUAAUAACGAUAAGUUUAGCUUAGAAAUUAACAAAGAGUAUAAUUUUAAUAAUAGUAUACAAACGGGUACUCUAGAACAUAACGUUGGUGUGAUAAAUUCGGAAUUUACUAGUGAUAAUAUAAUUAUACCUCAAGAGAACAGAACAGAGGAUGAUGAUGAAACUAUAGAGUCUAUCGGCAGAUUUGUGGCAUCUAUGUAUUAA